Messenger RNA from Strigops habroptila (Kakapo), 9650 nucleotides. RefSeq names its product centrosome-associated protein CEP250-like. The coding region runs from base 119 to 7231 and encodes 2370 amino acids. The record is from RefSeq and is a predicted model, not a curated record. Lineage: Eukaryota; Metazoa; Chordata; Aves; Psittaciformes; Psittacidae. Gene Ontology annotation, biological process: cilium assembly. The transcript is spliced from 29 exons.
GCAGCGCGGGACAGGCCGCGCGGCAGGGCGCGGGGCCGCUGCGGGGCCGGUCAGGCGGCGGGCGGGCGCCGCAGCGGGGCGGAGUCGCGCAGGCGGCGGGCGCGGGCCCGAGCGGGUCAUGGCGGCGGAGUCCGGGGUGGAGGAGUGGGGUCGGGAGACCCUGUGGCGCCGGCUGCGGAGCUCGGAGGAGGCGCAGCGCCGGCAAGAGGUGCUGGUGCGGCAGCUGCAGGGCAAGGUACUCAAGUACCGGACUUGGUGUCGAGAGUUGGAGCAGCAGCUGGAAGCAGGAGGGGGAUCCCUUCCAGGCAGGUGCGAAGAAGACGACCAGAGCCUGGAGAAAGCACUGCUUCAGCUGGAAGAGGAGCAUCAAAGGCGUGAGAAUCUGGCAGAAGUGAAUGCUUUCCUGCGGGAGCACCUCGAUAAAGCGAAUGAGAUUAAUUCAGCCCUCAAAGAAGAUGUUGGAAAACUGAUGGCAGAUUGGAUGAGGGCGCGGGAGGAGCUGGAAUUGAAGGAGAGUGAAUGGCGCAGUGAACGUGAGCUUUAUGACAACUACGUAAGGGGUGAACAUAACCGUCUACUCAACCUGUGGCGUGAGGUGGUGACCUUCCGCCGGCACUUCCUGGAGAUGAAGACUGCCACUGACCGAGAUCUGUCAGAGCUGAAGGCAGAGCAGAUGAGACUUUCUGGAGCUAUACUUCUAAACUGCUCCCAUCUAAACCGUGGCGUACAGCUCCGGGAGUCCAUCACUCUGGGUAGACCUGUCCUGAAGGAUCAGGCACAGCAGCAAGCAGGACAGAAAAUAAACCAGAAGAGUCAGGAAGAGAUGUGUGUACAAGUUAAGGGGGACUUGGAGAAGAAGGAGCUUCAGGACAGGGUGGUGGAGCUCUCAGCCUUGCUUGUACUUUCUCAGAAGGAAAACGAGGAGAAGGAGAAGACCAUGAAAACACUGAACAACACUGUGGAGUUUCUAGAAGCAAGUCGGUUAGAGAAAGAAUAUGAAGCUUCAUUGAUUAAAAGUGCCGAAGAAGAGAAUCUUUCCCUCCAGAAGCUGAUUAAAGCUAUAACUGAGGUGGUGUUAGAUGACAAUGACAGCAUGGUCAGCAUUACCUCUGCUGACAGUUCCCUUCAUGUCGAGUCUAGCAACAUCCUCUCUUCUCUGAGCUUCACUGAUGCAGAGCAUGCCUUUGUGUUGGUGCAGGAAGCACUGGCAAGGAGGCGAGGGGCAACACAGGCCCUAAAAGAAGAGCUUUCUGCCAGGCAGGACGCUAUCAAUGACCUGCUGCACCAGCACAGACAGCAGGAAGGGAAGUGCAGGAGGCUGCAGCAAAGGCUUGAGCAACUGGAGGAGGAACACAAGACGUCCAGCAGCCACCAGCAGCACCUCCAGUCUCAGGUAGAAGCACUCAGAAGUGACUGUGCAAACCUUGAGAAAACCAGGGAAGAGCUACAGCGACAGCUUGAAGUAACAGAGCAAGAAGCCUCACGUCUGCGUCAGAGUAACACUGAACUGCAGCUGAAGGAAGAUUCAGCCCAGGGGGAAAAGGUGGAGCAGCAGCAGGCACUGGAGAGAGCACAUCGUGACCAGGAGCUCCUGCAGAAGGACUUAGCUGCACUUGAAGGAAAAAAUUCAGUGUUACAGAGUGAGUUGUUAAUUGCGAGAGAGACACUGGAGGAAUUGCACCUUCAGAGGGAUCUGCUGAAGCAGGAGAAACAUGAGCUUACCAUGGCACUGGAGAAGGCAGAGCAGUCAGUGGCAGACUUGACAGGGGCUCAGAAUAAGCUGAGUGCUGAAACAGCAGAUCUACAUGUUGCAACAGUGAAGAUGAGCAGCAUCAAUGAAGCUCUCGCAUCAGAUAAAGUGCAGUUGAACCAACUUGUGCUGCAGCUGGAGCAAGAGAAUGAAGCUCUGUCAGCAAAAGUGGAUGAGAUGGAGAGAGCAAAGAUCUCUGGCCAGGAUAAGCUGAGCUUCUGUGAAAGAACGAAUGAAGAGCUCAGCACAGAGAAAACCCAUCUGGAGCAAUUGCUGAAGAAAGCAGAGGAGCAACAGGAGGGGCUGCGGGUAGAGCUGAGGAGUCUGGCAAAGGAGAAGGCAGAAACCCAAGAGAAACUCAAUCAGGUUCACCACCAGCAAGAGUUGGCCAGCAGCGACCUGGAGCAGCUGCGCCAGGAGUCCUCUCGCCAAGAGCACGCGCUGGCCAAGGUGUCCAAAGAGAAGGAAUUGCUGGUGCAUGAGAAGGCUGCCCUAGAAGUGCGACUGGCAGCCUUGGAGAGGGACAGACAAGGCCUUUCGGAGCAGCUGGAAGAGGCCAGGUCAGUGAAGGACACCCUGGAAUCCAGCCUGUUUGAGGCUCAGCAGCACUUAUCUCAGCUGGAAGUUUCCAGGAGUCAGCUGGAAAUCCAGCUACACACAGUCACACAGGCCAAGGAGGUGAUACAAGGGGAAGUGAAGUGCCUUCAAUGGGAGCUGGAAACAGAGAGAUCUCUGAUGAGGCAGGAACGGGAAGACAUGACACAACAGCUCUUGCAGACAGAACAGCAGUAUGACAAUACUCUCAAACUUAGUCAAGCUGAUCAUGAAGUGGAAAUAAACAAGCUCCUGCAAGACCUGAACAUCACAGAAAAGCUGCAAGCAGAGCUGCAGGAAGCUCAGAGUAAGAUCAAGGCAGUGGAGAAGCAGCACAAAGAAGAAAUCAAAACCAUCAAAGAAGAAGUGAAUAUCCUUCUUCAGCAGAGGGAUGCUCUACAAAAACAGGUGGAAGAGUUGACAUCUCAGCUAGCAGCCUCGGAGGACUCCCAGCAAGAGAUUGGCCGCAAAGCUCAACAAGAUCUGAGUGAGGCACAAGAACUGUCAAGACAGAAGGUGAUGGAGGUUGCGCACCUCCAGAAGAUCCUGGAGGAGAAGAGGAGUCAAUGGGAGGAGGUAGAACAUCAGAACAAGGAGCUGCAAGUGUAUCUGCAGUCCUUGGAGGGGGAAAGGAGUCGAUGGGAAGAAGUAGAGCAUCACAACACAGAAUUUCAGGCUUUGCUGAAGGUCUUAGAGAGCGAAAAAGCCAGGCUGACACUGUCUCUGGAAGAGAAGGAGCUGAGCCUUAAAACCCUGGAAGAAAAGAACUUUGCCCAGCAUAACGAGGUGUCUCAGCUUCUUUCUGCUAUUCACCAGGCCCAGCAGCUCCAUUCAGACCACAGAAGAGAAAUAAAAGAGCUCAACAACCAGAUACAGUCACUGCAGGAAGUGGUGCUGGAGAAGGAGGCUGGCCUGGCAGCUCGGGAGAAGCAACUGCUGCAGGAUCUGGAGGAGUCCCGAGCAGGCGAGCGGUGCUUGAGGGACUCUCUGCACGUGCUGGAGGCUGAGAUGUCUGAACUGCAACUGAGGCUUUGUAGCACAGAGAACAGAGCAAAGGCAUUGGCCACGGAGUGUCAGCAGGCUAACAGUGCCCACUGUGAAGCCCAGUCCCAGCUGGACAAACUGCACUUGGUUCUGCACCGCAUGAUCUGUGACAGCAGAGACUUGGUCACUUGGAGUUCAGAACAGGGUCAUGUCUGGGAUCUGGCUGUUUCUCAGGCCAGGGACCUCCCUGCAGAGCUCACAGUGGACAGAGUGGCAGCAGCCCUACAAGACCUGCGUCAGCACCUGAAGCAGACUCAGCUUGAUCUGAAUGAUUCAAGGAAGAAGAUCCAGGACUUUGAGCUGGAGCUGAGCGAGAGGCAAGCUGAGAGGGACCAUUUCAGUGCCCACAAUCAAGAGCUGCAGAAACAGUUGGCUCAAAGCCAGGAAGAGACACAGAUGGCAGAACACAAGAAGAACUCUCUACAAGCUGUCCUGCAGGAAGAGGCUGCUGCUUUAAAGGAGGAGGCUAUGACUCUGCGUCAAGAGGUGGCAUCUUUGGAAAGGAAACUUGAGAGCGCUGAGAAGCAAAGAAAGGAUGUCCUGCACGAACGGGACAGACUGCAAGCAGCUAAAGAGAAACUAGCAGAUGAGAUAAAACUUCUUCAGGAGUCAGCAACAGCCUCUGAAACUCGAGCAAACACAGCAGCAGAUAUGAAUCACUGCCUCGAACAAGAGCUUCAAACCACAUUGUCUAUCUUAAAAAUUAAAAAUGAGGAAGCAGAAACCCAGCGGGAGAAAAUCCAGAUGCUCCAGAAAGAGGCAUCAGAGGUAAAAACUUUGCAGGAGACUCUCGCUCAUACGUGUGCCGUCCUGUCAGAGAGGGAGGGAGAAAUGAAGUUAUACCAGGAACAGAUGAGAAUGCUGGAAAACCAGGAAGAAAUGCAUAAAGCUACUCUCGAUCAGUUUAUUAAGGACAUAACAGAGAAAAAACAGAAGGUGGCAUCCCAGCAAGAACAUAUACAGGAGCUGGAGAAGCAGCAAGAAAAACAAAGGAUGGCUGUCAGCAAGAUGAGCAAAGAACUAGAGCAGAGAGACCGGGAGAUCACAUCCCAGCAAGAGCAGAUAUGGGAGCUGGAGAAGCAGCGAGAAAUGCAGAGGACUGAGGUGAGAAAGGUGAGCAAGGAGCUGGAGGAGAGGGACUUGGAGAUCAGGUCCCAGCAAGAGCAGAUACAGGAGCUGGAGAAGCAGCGAGAAAUGCAGAGGACUGAGGUGAGAAAGGAGCUGGAGGAGAGGGAGUUGGAGAUCAGGUCCCAGCAAGAAGAGAUACAGGAGCUGCAGAAGCAGUUAGAAUUGCAGAGGGCUGCUGUCAGCAAGGUGAGCAAAGAGCUGGAGGAGAGGGACCAGGAGAACAAAUUCCAGGAAGGGAAAAUAAAGAUGCUAGAACAACACGGUGCAUCACAAGUGAGAAAUCUGCUCAUGGAUCUUGAUCAUAUGAAAGGAAACUUGAAGGAGAAAAACUCAGAGCUUGUGUCUCUGACUCAGCAAAUCCAAGAACUGGAAAUGCACAGAGAACAGGUGAAAUCUCUGCAGGCAAGCCUUGAACACCUGAGGGCAGAUCUUCAGGACAGAGAGAGUGAGUGUGAUUCUCAAAGGGAUCAGUUAAGACUCUUGCAGCAGCACAAGGAACAGCAAGAGGGGCAACUUCAAGAGCUUCAUGGUAAAGUUGAAAAGAUGACACUUUCUUUAUCUAAAAAAGAUCAAGAGCUUGAGUCACAACAAAAGCAAAUCCAGGAAGCUGAAGAAAUCAUGGAAGUGCAGUUGAGGACUCUCCGUGACCGACUGGAGCAGACCUUAGAAACCUUAAAAGAAAACGACAGACUCAUAGACAUCCAAAAGCAACAGACAAGGAGCUAUGAGGAAAAAACAGAAGAAGAGAUGAAUGUCUUACACAGAGACUUAGAAUACACUAAGGCAAUGCUGAAAGAUAAGGAUUUCAUGAUUGAAUCUCAGAAGGAAGUGAUUGAGACCUUCCAAAAACAAGAAAAAGACUCUGAACAGCAGAAGAAAAUUCUGCAAGAUCUUGAAGUGAUACUAAAAGAAAAGGAACAAGAAAUUUUAUCCCUCAGGAAGCAAUGCGAGGCAUGCAGGGAAAAGGAGGCAAAGCGUGAAGCUGAGCAAACAAAUCUUCAAGCUACAGAACUGACUCUGAAAGAAAGAGAAAAGAGGAUAGGGGUUCUGGAGGAGGCUGUCUGUAAGCUUCAGCAGCAAAAGGAGGAGGCAGCGAUGCAGAGUAAAGCCAUACUGCAAAAACUAGAACAUGCUGAAUCUUCUCUAGAAGCUAAAGAUCAAGAGAUAGUGUCUUUGCAAGAGCACGUGCAGGACCUUCAAGAGCAGAAGGAGUUAGAAGGCAAGCAGGCCAAGAGCCUAGAGCAGGAUCUAGAAGAAAUGAGCAGGAUGUUGAAGGAGAAGCAUUCAGAGUUCCUCAAACAGACAGAGCAAAUGAACAUGUUACAGCUUCAGGGUGAAAGCAUGAAAGUAGCACUAACAUCAUGCCAGAAGCAAGUGAAUCUUCUUGAGGAAGUGGUGAGGAAGAGAGAUGAAGACAAUGAAGCUCUGAAGCAAAAACUCCAGCACCAAGAAGAGGAAUUAAAGACCUUGCAGAAUCUCCAGCUUAGGCUAACUGAGAGCAACGAAGUCGUUAGACAUCACCGAGAGCAAGAGAAGGUCCUGGAAGAAGCCUUGUCUGAGAGGGAACGAGAGAUCAAGGCUCAAAGUGAGCAAAAGGAGUUAGAAAAGGAAGUAAGAGCUCUUCAGGAAGAUCUCCAGCAUGUUCAGCAGGCUCUGACAAAGAGGAAUGAAGAGAUAAAGUACCAGCAAGACAGAGUCAGGAAUUUAGAGAAGACUCUGACAGGAAAAGAACAAGAGCUUCAGAGGCAGAAUGAACUCCUAAAGCAAUUCACAUCAGUUUUGCAAUGGAAAGAUGAAGGGGACACUCUAAAGAAACUAAUCCAAAAACUCCAAAAAUGGGAGGAAGUGGAAGCAGAGAAGAAGAGAGUGCUCCAGGAGAGAGACCAUUCCUUGCAAAGGCAGAAGGAGCUAACCCAACAACUGGAAGAUGAAAGAAAGGCAAAGGGGAAAGAAUUGGAGCGUGUGAUUGCUAUUUUGAAGCAGACUGAAAGUGGAGAAAUUGAAUGGAAGGAGAAGGCACAAGCCCUGACUCUUGCCCUUAGGAAGUGUGAAACGGCCAAUGGGACUUUGAGGGAAGAAAUUGCCAUCCUGCGGAGCGCGGUUUCAGAGAGGGACACAGACCGGUUUCAUCACCAGGCUGUUGCAGAAGGAGAGCAGCAAUCAUGGCUCUCGGAGAAGAGGCUCCUGUCACAGCGGCUGGAACGUCUGCAGCAAGAAGUUGCAAGGCUGGAAGUUGAGAAGACUGAGCUGAAGCAACUCAAUGCAGAGCUCAAGAAGACCCUUGAGCAGGUGGAGUGUGAACGGAGGAAGCUGAAGAGGUUUUACCGUGAUGGGUCUCUGCCAUCUGACCAGCACAAGAUGCCUGCUUCAAAACAGGAGGAGUCUCAUGCACACUGCAGUCGACGAUUAACUGAGUUGCAGAACCAGGUGUCCCUUCUGCAGACACAGCUGGCACAAGAACGAAAAUACAAGCAGGACUAUAUUGAGUGUUGUUCAAAGACCAGCCAGGAACUGUCGGACCUUCACCAAGAGCUAUCUUACUCCUUAGCAGCGGUGCUCAGGGAGCCCAAAGCUGCGGUUCUGGAGGCAGAGACUCAGAAGCUGGGUCAGUCUCUGAACCUUAGCUUGGCACUAAUAUCUCUGGACCAUCAGUCUCCUGAGACACAGCUGUUGCACUCAACAGCCAGAUCUGGCACAAGUGAUGACCUGAGUUAACGCAACCAGCAGCAAAAGGCCUCGGUAACAGCCAAGUCAGGGACCUGCUGUAGCAGGUGAACUGUGGCAGGGGGCUUUGUUCAAGGCAUGAGUCCCAAAGUAAGAUAUAAGUUCAGUGUUCACUGCAGACUCCCCAGCAGAAGCAGUGGUGGGACAAAACUGGUGCUGGCUUAUGUAGAUGGGGUCGGUUGUAGGCCUGGAAAAGCAGGAUGAACCUGAUGAGCAGGUAAAAUUUCCUCCUUUUUCCAAAGCACUCCAUGAUAGCAUACCUUGUCAGUCUCCACACAGCCUUCCACACCAGGUUGGCCCUGUGUAUACAGUUUCUGUACUGUAUGCAAAGACUUUGUGUCUGGUUUUAUUUUUUCAAUACACUUAUUUCUCCAAAACGCUGCACAGGCUCUUAGCAGAAAUCUGCUCGCAAUGAUGUCCUGUUGCUCCUCUGCUCUCUUCAGGAGAGCAAAGGAAGAGAGCAAAGCUGCCUGUGUUGUAACCACUGCAAAAUGCUGCUGAUAUUUCACAAGUGAGGUGCGAGAUUGCCAAGGAGAGCACUCAGAAAGCUGUUUCCAGAGUUGAGAGGCGGGAUGCAGAACUGAUCAAGUAUGCCAGAACCAUUGUCCUUGAAGUUCUGGAAACCAUGAAGGAAGGUAUUAGAGGAAGAAAGGAAACCCAAGCAUCAGAGAAACUUCAACCAAGGAAGGUCCUGCCACUGCUCAGCCUCCCUGCAAUAGUCACACCUUCAAAGGAAGCAGGACAACUGAAACGGGAGCUCAGGUACUUUCCUCCCAUCCCUCCUGCAAGGCACUGAGCAAGGUGCCCAGGAGGCAGCAGAAGGCCUUCAGCAGGCCCAGGAUUGUACCGACAGAGCCACAGCAAGUGGCUUCAGUGCACAUGUGGGAAACUGCAUAUACUCAGGUCAGGGAGCACCGCUGGCACCCUUGCCUCCACAGUCUCGAUGUUUCCAAGGCAGCCCCUGCCUCCAGCACCGGAGCUGAUGGGGAAAACGGUGGCCAAGAGUCUCUGCUGAAUGAAAAGAGCCAGGAGGGGAACUAAAGUCCACAUGGGGACCUGCACGGGAGCCGGGAGCUCCGCUGCGGCGAGCAGUGACUGACAGGAGCGGCGCCAGGAGCAACACCACUCCCAAAUGGAUAAAAUGCUUGCCUGGGAGCGCGGCGAGGCAGUUCGAGUGGGCAAACGGGACAAACGCUGCGGUUUGAGCAGGCAAAUGGGGCAGAUGCUGCAGUCUGAGUGGGCACACAGGCCAUGAUGCAGCACGACGUGGCUGAGCUGCAGGAGGCAGUCAAAAAGGCUGAGGGAUAGCAGGGAGGCUGAGAGGGAGCUGCACUGGUGGCUCCAAGUGGGGGACCACUGGGCAGACCCUCCAAAUGUCCCCCCGAUACACACAGAAAGGAGGGAGAGUGUUAAUCCAGGGGGUUGGGAACUUGUAUCUGAAAUAAACAACAAAAGGAGGAGGAAGAGGACAAAUAAAAGCAAGGGGCUUCCUCCAAAGCCGGACAUCCCCACUCAGAACUGCUUCACAGCUCUGUAAGGGGGCUAACAAGGUGCUACCUGCCACAACAGAACAGCCAAUUGCCCCACCAAUAAAGAGAGCUACCAGUGCUCCCAAGAAAAGGGGGCAGGUGAUAGUAGUGGGCGACUCUACUUGAAAGGUACAGAGGUACCCAUCUGUCAGCCUCACCCGCUCAAGGGAGCUAUGUUGCUUACCCUGAGCUCAGGUCAGAGAUGUUGCCAAGAGGCUGCCCAGUUUAGUACGUCCCACUACUACUCGCUUCUAGUGGUCCAUGUGAGUGCCGGUAAUCAUGGAAUCAACUAGGUUGGAAAAGACCUUUAAGAUCAUCAAGUCCAACUAUAUUGCCAGGAUUGCCAGUAGUGAUAUAGCCAGCAGUAGUCUGGGAGCAUCAAAAAGGGCUGCAGAGCCCUGGGAACAUUGUUAAGGGGCUCUGAAGCAGCACGUUGGUACUCAGGCCUCAGGAGAGGGUGCUGCCUCACACAUGGGGUCAGCCCGUGGAAGGGGACACUGAUGGGGACACGCUCUGCACCAGAGGUGCUCCAUGGCAGCAGUGAUGGUACCUCUGAGUCUACAGACUGUGGCCUGUGGAGGAGUCCUGCCAGAGCAGAAGGAACGUGCGAGAGGAAAGGGGCAACAGAAGGGCAGGGGGGAAGGCAAAGUGUGGCAGAGAGGAACCAUCCUUUACCAAUGUAGAAUGUCAAGGCACUGUGUGCCACCUCCUGGGGGGAGUCCAAGAGUGACUUGGUCCCCCCAGACUGCUGUGUAGAUACCAGCCACUCUGGCUAUCUGCUUUGUCCCUUGCCAAAAGGCAAAAGGCUUGUGUGUGCUGGAGCAGAGGUUCCUGGAAUUCAGUCUGGUCUUCCCAAUAAAAUCUCAGGAGUUCAUUUUUGA